AUGAGCAGUCCGAGGGCCGAUCGACCUGACGAGCGCCUAUCCGAUAAUGCUGCUGCCCGUCGCCAUCCCCAUCCCCAGCGCCAGUCCCGACCCCUCCCACUCAAUCAAGAUGCUGCCCGCGCCUCCCCGGAUGCUGCUGGUCGUGAGUCGGCCACAUCUCCCAGCGUCGCCUCGGACUCUUACAUAGGCUUCCCCUCAGCCGCCACUGAAGUCAGCGACCUCGUCUUUCCUAUCCGCUCCGUGGUCAGUGUCGACAAGUCGAGUUCUAGAUCAGACGCCGACGAACAUGCUUCCUACAACUCCUACGCCGGCUCAGUCGGGACCCCGGUCGCAAGGUCGACCCGAUCAAGACGCGGUACCCUGGAUACCCGUCCCGGCUCUGUGCCUCCAUCGCCCGCUGCCAUGUCGCCUGUUGGCCGCGGCCGCCCUAGAGCAUCCGUUGAGCUAAACUCUAGCGCCCAGACCGAUGGCGCGAGAAUAACCGCCUCAACUGCGCCAAUCGAACUCGACAUUACGGCAUCUGAACCCGGCAGUGAUGUUGAAUCAGGAGCCCUUGGCCGACCUGGGCUCCAGACUGAAGCGGAAAUGUCCUCAGCCCUCUCCGAAGGCCAGUCCUCUACCGACGUUCCCCUCUUCACCACUCGCUUUACGCACAUCGACACCGAGGAAGGCCACGCCAUUAUCACAGGAAAAGACGGUGUGCUACAGCAAUGUGAGGAUGAACCUAUCCAUACCCCCGGUGCUGUCCAAAGCUUUGGAUGUCUGCUUGCCAUGCAUGAGGAGACCGACGGCAAUUUUCUCGUCCGCUAUGUCAGUGAAAACUCAAAGCGCUUUCUUGGAUACUCACCGAGGUCACUGUUUCGCUUAACAAACUUCCUCGACAUCAUGACCGACGACCAACAAGACAACCUCCUCGACCAUGUCGACUUCAUCAAGGACGAGGAUGCUGAUCCUACCAUGAACGGUCCCGAAAUCCUCAGCAUCUCCAUUCGCCACCCCAAAAUUGGCAGAGCAGUUAAGCUCUGGUGUGCUAUUCAUAUCAAUGCCGCUCACCCAGAUCUCAUCAUCUGUGAGUUCGAGCUAGAUGAUGACGUCGAAAACCCUCUGCGGCCGCGCAACGAACUUACACCCGACGUCCCUACCGACACCCUUGAAAGCAAUCCAUCUGAGCAAGCCAUUCAAGAAAGCACAGAGAUCCUCAGCAAGCCUCUGCGAAUUCUCCGAAGCGCGCGUAAACGACGCGGCGAGCAAGGCGCUAUGCAGGUUUUUGACAUCCUGUCUCAGGUGCAGGAGCAGCUAGCGUCUGCAGCCAGUCUCGAGGUCUUCCUCAAAAUCCUCAUUGGUAUCGUCAAGGAGCUCACGGGCUUUCAUCGCAUCAUGAUCUAUCAGUUUGAUUCUAACUUCAAUGGCAAAGUCGUCACUGAACUGGUCGACACCUCUCACACACUUGAUCUUUACAAGGGACUGCACUUUCCUGCUUCUGAUAUCCCUCGCCAGGCCCGUGAGCUCUACAAAGUAAACAAAGUGCGGCUGCUUUAUGAUCGUGAUCAAACGGCAUCGCGAAUCGUCUGCCGCUCACAACAAGAUCUGGAUGUUCCUCUGGAUAUGACGCAUGCCUAUCUUCGAGCCAUGUCACCAAUUCACAUAAAAUAUCUCGGCAACAUGGAGGUUCGUUCUUCCAUGUCGAUUUCCAUCAAUGCAUUCAACGAACUGUGGGGCUUGAUAGCCUGUCAUUCUUACGGUGACCGAGGCAUGAGAGUUUCGUUUCCUGUUCGUAAACUAUGUCGACUAGUUGGCGAAACGGCAUCUAGGAACAUUGAACGACUCUCUUAUGCUUCCCGUCUCCAAGCUCGGAAGCUCAUCAAUACGUCGCCUACCGAUAAGAACCCGUCAGGUUACAUUGUGGCUUCUUCCGAUGACUUGCUGAAACUCUUCGACGCAGACUGUGGCCUCCUCUCGAUCAAGGACGAAACAAAAGUGCUCGGUGUCAUGGAGCACAGCCAAGAGGCAUUGGCCUUACUCGAGUAUCUGCGUAUGAGGAAAGUUACCUCGGUCUUGGCGUCGCAAGAUGUGAAACUCGACUUCCCUGACCUGAGAUAUCGCCCUGGCUUCCAUUUUAUUGCCGGAUUCCUCUAUGUCCCCCUUAGCGUCGGUGGCAAUGACUUCAUUGUCUUCUUCCGCAAAGGCCAAGUCAAGGAAGUAAAAUGGGCCGGGAAUCCCUACGAAAAGAACAUCCGCCAAGGAACUGCUGCAUAUCUUGAGCCCAGAGCAAGCUUCAAAGUCUGGAAUGAAACCGUCAUUGGUAAAUGCCGUGAAUGGGACGAGGAGCAAGUUGAGACAGCAUCUGUUCUUUGCCUGGUAUAUGGCAAGUUCAUCGAAAUUUGGAGGCAAAAAGAAGCCGCGAUACAAAACACAAAGCUUACUCGGCUUUUGUUGGCCAAUUCCGCGCACGAGGUUCGGACGCCGUUGAAUGCAAUCAUCAACUAUCUCGAAAUUGCCCUCGAGGGUAGUCUGGAUAGCGAGACCAGAGAAAAUCUUGUGAGAUCUCACUCGGCGUCCAAAUCUCUCAUCUAUGUGAUCAACGAUCUUCUCGAUCUCACCAAAGCAGAAGAAGGCCAGAACCUCAUCAAGGACGAGGUUUUCGACCUUGGUCUCUGCAUCCAGGAGGCAACAGACCCAUUCAAGAUUGAUGCGGAUAGAAAAGGUCUCUCCUAUGAAGUAUUUCGACACGAUGGCCUACCCAAGUUUGUUCAUGGGGAUACGCGCCGCGUAAGACAAGCCGUAUCAAACGUCACUGCGAAUGCGGUCAAGCAUACCGAGAAAGGUUCCGUCACUAUCAAUAUUCAACUUACGGAACUAGAAGAGAAGCAAGCCACCAUUGAAUUCGAAGUAACUGACACGGGUUCUGGAAUGACUUCUCGCCAAUUGGAUGCCCUUUUUCGAGAUUUGGAACAAGUCAGCGCAACAAUGUCUAACCCAGGAGACUCACACAGCGAAACAGAGAGCUCUCAUUCUUCGAAUGCUCUUGGUCUUGGCUUGGCUGUUGUUGGUAGAAUUGUGCGCAACAUGAAUGGACAGCUCAGGUUGACGUCUGAAGUUGGAAAAGGCUCCCGAUUCAUCAUUCAGCUUCCCUUUCAACUGCCCGACAGCGAGCUUGAUUCUUCCAGAUCGGAAGGAUCGGUAGGACAUGCUGUUAGGCGAGUCUCACAGCGCGACUCGAAGCGACCGGAUGGGGAGAUCACUCUCGUGCAGAGGGGAUUAGGAUCCACCGUCCCUACGUUGAGAGAAAUGAGCAUCGGUAGUGCUAGCCGCCGUAGCGGCAGCCAAGGUAGCCGUGGAAGUCACGAAAGUGGUAAAAGCGAUGCAGACCGUCUUAUUGACGCCAUACAAACACCUUUGUCUGGAGCAAACAAGGACUUUGAGUUUGUCAGCCCCAAGCGACAUUCGAAGGGCAGCGGCAGCCUACCUUCCUCUUUAUCCGGCCAACCCGCUGGUCGCGCGUCACCCGAGGAGCCUCGGCAGGGCAGCUUGACCUCACGACCGCGUUCUGAAGUGGGUUCUGUACUGGUGAAGGAUUCCAAGACCCCCAUUAAGGCUGUCAAGAUACCCGAUGAAUACGGAGCUCAGUCACAAAUCCCAAGUUCAGCACGGCCGACCGAGAAGCUCGUUCUUACUGGUAGUCAGUUCGGACGGGCACGAAAUAACAGCAUCGCACAAGAGAUUCCCUUGAGAGCUCUUAUAGCAGAGGAUGACCCUAUCAACCUUAAGAUUUUGAGAAAACGUCUCGAGCGCGUUGGUCACACUGUUACCCACGCUGUCAACGGCGAGGACUGCGCUGCUAUCUUCAAAUCUAGCACUGCGGGAGUGGACGUGAUUCUAAUGGAUAUGCAGAUGCCCAUUGUAGAUGGAUUGGCGAGCACAAAGAUGAUUCGCUCGAUGGAAAAGGAAUCAGAGCAAGAAGGUCAUUCAGACAUGGCUACGCUCAAUGGAAGGGUACCGAUCAUUGCGGUUUCCGCAUCUUUGGUCGAAAAAGAGCUCCAGACCUAUAUCGAUGCAGGUUUCGACGCCUGGAUUCUAAAGCCCAUUGACUUUAAGAGGCUGAGUGUGUUGAUGGGGGGCAUCCAUGACGAUGAGGCUCGGAACUCGAGCGUAUACGUGCCAGGACAGUGGGAAUCGGGCGGCUGGUUCUGCAGCCGAUCAUCGGCUGAAGCACAGAGCGGUUCAUGA
Molecule: messenger RNA, 4227 nt
Organism: Cordyceps fumosorosea ARSEF 2679
Lineage: Eukaryota; Fungi; Ascomycota; Sordariomycetes; Hypocreales; Cordycipitaceae
Product: ATPase-like, ATP-binding domain protein
Exons: 2
Coding region: 1-4227 (1408 amino acids)
Biological process (GO): detection of visible light; regulation of DNA-templated transcription; phosphorelay signal transduction system
Molecular function (GO): phosphorelay sensor kinase activity; protein binding
Source: RefSeq, a predicted model, not a curated record